Messenger RNA from Colletotrichum graminicola M1.001, 951 nucleotides. Its product is annotated as UBA/TS-N domain-containing protein. Gene Ontology annotation, molecular function: protein binding. The record is from RefSeq and is a predicted model, not a curated record. NCBI's taxonomy places the organism in Eukaryota, Fungi, Ascomycota, Sordariomycetes, Glomerellales, Glomerellaceae. The transcript has 3 exons. The coding region runs from base 1 to 951 and encodes 316 amino acids.
AUGGCCCAGUCCGAUCUUGACCAGCUGCUCGACAUGGGCUUCGAGAAGGCCCGAGCUGAGCUCGCAGUCAAGAAGACAGGCAACUUGAACGGAGCUCUUGAGUGGCUUGAGGCGAACCAGGACAAGCCUCUCGAUGAACUUACUGCCGCUGCCAACGCCGCCGCCAAGGACGACGAGGAUGACGACGCAGGCGAGGUCCAGGCCAAUAUCGAUGCUCUUGAGAGCGGCGCCACCGCAAAGUCGCUUGUUUGCAACGAGUGUGGCAAGCGCUUCAGAUCGCAGGAUACUGCCUCCUACCAUGCGACGAAGACGGACCAUACCGAUUUCUCGGAGUCAACGGAGGAGAUCGCUCCCUUGACUGACGACCAGAAGAAGGCUAAGCUCGCCGAGCUGCGCGAGCAACUCAAGGAGAAAAAGGCGAAACAGGCCGUUCUGGACAAGGAAGAGGCCAGGCGCAACGAGAAAAUUCGCAUGAAAGCGACCAAGGAAACCCAAGAAGCCAAGGAAGAGUUGCAGCGUAAGGAGCAGCUGAAAGAGGUAGCCAGGAAGCGCCAGGAGAAGCAGGAUGAUCUAGAGGCGAAGCGCCGCAUCAAGGCUAAGAUCGAGGCCGACAAGGAGGAGCGUCGCCGCAAGGCAGAGGAGACCAAGGCAGCAAGAGAAGGCAGAGCCCCCGAGUCUGGUCCCGUCGCCGCACCCUCCAUACCGAAGGCUACCGCAAACCAUAACGAGGCUCGCUUGAGGUUGCAGACGUCGGGCGGUAACGUCAUGAAGACUCUUCCCUCCGAGACUACCCUCUUCGAAGUAGCCCAGAUGCUCCAGUCCGAGAAUGGCUUGGAGGUUACGAGCUUCUCAACCACGUUCCCCAGGAAGACGUUUGAGGGUCACAUGGAUUUGAGCAAGACUCUGAAGGAGGCUGGCCUUACUCCUAGCGCCGUUCUCAUCGUCAAAUGA